Hibiscus syriacus is the source of this 738-nucleotide messenger RNA. Its product is annotated as beta-amyrin 11-oxidase-like. Bases 1 to 738 code for a protein of 245 amino acids. NCBI's taxonomy places the organism in Eukaryota, Viridiplantae, Streptophyta, Magnoliopsida, Malvales, Malvaceae. Gene Ontology annotation, molecular function: heme binding; monooxygenase activity; oxidoreductase activity, acting on paired donors, with incorporation or reduction of molecular oxygen. The record is from RefSeq and is a predicted model, not a curated record. The transcript has 2 exons.
AUGCCAAUUGAUGAUAUGACUGGUCACCUCAUCGGAAGGCGAAAAUGUGUAAAAGACGGAGCAAACAAUCUAAAAUGGUGUCAGAAUUGUUAUGGUCUUGCUGCAAUUCUUGGUUUCUUGAGGAAAAUAAACGAAUGGUGCUAUGUUAAUAGUUGGUCGGGGAAGAAGCAAAACCCUCGAUAUGGGGUGGCCGUUCAUCGGCAACAUGUGGUCUUUCCUCCGAGCUUUCAAGUCCCAAGACCCCGAUUCUUUCAUCCACAACUUGAUUUACAAGUGUGGACCGACCAGCAUUUACAAAACACAUCUGUUCGGGAGUCCGAGCGUCAUAGUUUGCAGCACGGAGCUUUGCCGGAAGUGUUGACGGAAGACAAACACUUCUCGUUAGGCUACCAUUCGGCGGCGAUACGAUUAGGUGGGAAGAAAUCGUUGUAUGGGGUUCCGAAUUCGGAGCACUUGCGUCUGCGUAGGCUGAUAUCGGAUCCCAUCAAUGGCCACCGUGCACUAGCUUUGUACGUAGGCCAUAUUGAAGACAUUGUGAUCCCUUCAUUGGAAGAGCUUGCUCCCAUGAACCGACCGAUCAAGUUCUUCACCCAGAUGAAGAGGAUCGGUCUCAAGGUCACUGCACAAGUUUUCCUCGGUUCCAUUAAGGAUUCGAAUCUUUCGUCGAUGGUGAGAUAUUACACGGAGUUGUUCCCCGGUGUUGACAUUCCAUCGAGCACUCAAGGUAAAGUUCGUUGA